Molecule: messenger RNA, 609 nt
Organism: Trichobilharzia szidati
Lineage: Eukaryota; Metazoa; Platyhelminthes; Trematoda; Strigeidida; Schistosomatidae
Source: the annotation of a GenBank genome assembly
UUGUAUUUUACCUUUGCUCACCUUGACUUCUUAACCUUCGACAGCCUUUCGCCUUUAUUUGGAUUCCUAGCCUAUCUAUGUCGUUUUGAGAUGUUAGUGAGUAACCCUCAAAAUGGCUGUCCCCAAUGUUACAUCUAACACAGAUAUCCUGAAACCGGGUGCCGCGUUCAAGCUGGCCACCUACAAUGUUCGGACGCUGAUGCAAAUCGGACAACAGGCAAGGUUGGUAAGAACGUUGGAAAGCCUCACUAUCGAUGUCUGCUGCAUUUCGGAAACUCGCAUUCAAGAUCCCAGUAAAUUAUCCUCUCCAUCUGGAAGUUCUAGUAGUAUGUACCACCUGCUCUUGUCCGGGGACCCUGCGGCGUCGGCAUCCGGCGUAGCUGGUGUUGGCGUCGCACUGAGCGCUAGAGCCGAAGCUGCACUGCUCGACUGGAUUCCCAUUAACAGUCGUUUAUGUGCUGUGAGGCUGGAAGGUUAUACGAAAGUAAGGAGUAGUAGGCCAGAUACGCGGUGUCUAUUUGUUGUCUCUGCCUAUGCACCAACGGAUUGCAGCCCGGAUGCAAUGAAGGACGAGUUCUACCACCAACUUAACGAUCUCUUGAGACAGGC